Messenger RNA from Columba livia (rock pigeon), 6800 nucleotides. RefSeq names its product protein phosphatase 2 regulatory subunit B''alpha (gene PPP2R3A). Gene Ontology annotation, molecular function: protein phosphatase regulator activity; calcium ion binding. Gene Ontology annotation, cellular component: protein phosphatase type 2A complex. Bases 671 to 3973 code for a protein of 1100 amino acids. The record is from RefSeq and is a predicted model, not a curated record. The transcript has 14 exons. NCBI's taxonomy places the organism in Eukaryota, Metazoa, Chordata, Aves, Columbiformes, Columbidae. Gene Ontology annotation, biological process: protein dephosphorylation.
GCCGCCCCUUCCCUCCCUCACAGCCUCGACCUGCGCGCCCGGGGCCGCCCGCCCGCCGUGCCGCGCCUCCGGGGCGGGGCCCCCCGCCGCGCGGAAGGGGGCGGCCGGGGAGGGCGGCAGAGCUCGCCCGGCGGUGGGAGCGGCGGUGCCGGCAUGGGACGGGGCGCUGCCCCGGCGGGGACCUACCUUACCAGUGUGAGAGGGGAAUCUCACAAGCAUACUGUGGAUUUUUUGUCUGUACGUGCUACUUGAUUAUCUACCUUUUACCGACGGACCCAAAAAGAGAGAAGGAGGAUCGAACAAAAAUAAUUGUCUUGUCACUUUUGCCUAGGAACUGGCAAAUUUUAUGCCUCCUGCUGGAGAAGGUACCUGGACCACUAGAAACAGAGCAGCUAGAGUGCUGCAUCUCUGAUCAGCGAAGGGUUCUUCAUGGAAUACAAGAAUCAUGUUGCCUUAAGUUAAACUGUAGGCAAGUUGCACUGAUUGUUGUAACUGUACUGCUCAUACCACUCCAGACUUCACUAGGCCUUUCCAAGGCAGUAGUUUCUCAUGUAGUUCAAAUGUUUUUAUUAAAUCUGGUGUGGCUGUGAAAAGCGUGGGGGCGGGUGAACAUUUUCCUGUUAAGUUCAUAGUGAAUUUUGAAGCCUCACUUCCAAGCGUGAUCCGUGCUAUGGCAGCAACCUACAGGCUGAUGGUCACUUCUGUGAACUGCUACAGCAGCGUGGUGAUAGACCAGCACUUCCAGCACGCCGUGCAUUACUGCACAGGGACUUGCCAAGUGUUUAAGCAAGGGGUUACAUGCAUAGUUGCCCACCACAGUGUCUGCGCAGAGCUCAGCGUCCAAGAUGCCAACCUGGACCCGAAAAUUUCUGUUCCUGAAAAUGGACUUGCCUUGCCUGGAAAUGAGGACUAUCACCAAAUCCUCCCAAAUAAUCCAAGAAUCAAAAAGGGGUCUUCGGUGCAAGCCUCCAGCAGUUUAAAAGACAUCACUGGUGAGGCGAUAAACCUUGCCAGUGGUAAAAUAAAGGAAUUCUCCUUUGAAAAGCUCAAAAACUCUUCCAGUCAUGUGGCCUACAGAAAGGGAAGGAAAGUUCGGUCAGAAUCAUUCAGCAGACGAUCAUUUGAUUUUGACUUGAUUUAUGGGCACUUCAACAAUGAUGAGAACUGCCCUCCCUGUGGCUUUUUGCAGAGCCCCUUGCCUGUGGAGAAAUGGCAGGAGAGCAACGAUGCUCCCGAAGUCAGCACGAAUCCCAUGGUUCCCUUCUCUCCUAAUUCCUUCUCUGAAGAAAACUUCAUUACCCAGAUUUUGGAAAAACACAAGCUAGAUGGUUCUUCUGGUGGAGAUAUUAAGGUGUGUUUAGACAUCUUGCUCAAGUGCUCAGAGGACCUGAAAAAGUGCACAGACAUCAUAAAACAUUGCAUCAAAAAGAAGUCUGCAGGCAGAGUUGGUGGAGGGAAUGGCAACGAUCCCCUGGCUAAUUCAGAAAUGAUAUAUAUGAAUCUGAUGACAAGAUUUUCUUCGUACCUGAAAAAGCUUCCCUUUGAGCUCAAGCCACCAGGACACAAGGAAGCUGGUGACUUGGCAGACUUAGUGAACUGUUUUCACGGCUUGCCGCAAACUCCCUUUCCCCCCGUAUUUGGAGAUGAGCAGCCACCUAGGUAUGAAGAUAUUAUUCAGCUGCCAUCCUCAAGUGCAUCUCCUCUUGGAGCACCGGGUGAUCAGGGUGAGGUGACAAACACCCCUCAGUCCAUCCAACCAAGUACUGUGAGCUUUACCUCAAACUCCCUUCACAGCAUCCCCCAGGAGGACAGUGUGAGAGCUGUGAAAGAUGCUUGUGCUCUACCUCAGCUACCAGCUGUGAGCCCUUCUGACUGCACGCCUUCCACUGAGCCUCUCUACAUUGAGGAAGAGUCUGACGGGGAAAGAACAUUAGGGAAAAUAAAGACUGCAGAGCAGAAAGGGAGCUGGGAGAGUUUAGAGCGCAGCUACCAGCUAGCUGGUUGUUCAGAUCUAACUGCCAAAGCUAAAGCAGAAUGUACCAGAGUGGGAGAUAUUGAGCUCUCCCACACUUCUGAGAAAAUUACUCCUUUAAAACCAGUUUCAGAUUCUGCCUUGCGUUGUUCCCAAGCUGAUGGCUCCAAAGGAGGACAGAUGUGCGGUAAGGUGGACAAGGAAGAGAUAGACAAACUGCUGCUGGACUUGGAGUGCUUCUCACAGAAAAUGGAGAGUACUUUGAGGGAACCCUCGCUAAAGGAGAGUGAACCUCCCUGCUUGCCGGUGUUUGGCCGGCAGGGUAAGCAGGAACUACCUGUGGCUCUUGAACCCAAAAAUAAACCCGCUGACCCUACUUCCCCAUUGUCAAAAAUCAUGGAAACCAAUGGGCAUAAAAUGGAAGAGGAUGACAAAGCCCUUCUACUGCGUAUCCUGGAAAGCAUUGAGGACUUUGCCCAGGAACUGGUGGAAUUCCAGAGGGGCAAGGGAAGCUUGUCCAAGGAGAGGGAAGUGAUGCAGAUUCUUCAGGAAACUUUAACAACCCCUUCACAGUCCCUCCUUGCAGGACAAAAAAGCUGUGCUGGAGCUGCGUCCAGAGACUCUGUUCCAGCUUCAAUUCAGCAGGCCCCAGAAGUGAUUAAGGUUCAAAGUAAACAAGAGAAGAAACCUGGAACUUCCCCCCCAGUUGCUUUGAACUCCACGGUUAGCCCUUGCACUCCUCUGCCUGUGAAUAAAGCCACCAGCAGUAGCCCUUUGUCAAUAAACAUUCCACGUUUCUACUUCCCUAAAGGACUUCCAAGUGUCUGCACUAAUCACGAGGAAAUCAUUGCCAGGGUUGAAGCCGCCUUUACGGAGUUUGAAGAUGAGAAAGCAAACAUCUGUGAAAUGGGGAAAAUUGCGAAGAUCUGUGGCUGCCCACUCUACUGGAAAGCACCGAUGUUCAACGCAUCAGGAGGAGAGAGGACAGGAUGUGUAUCCGUACACUCAGUUGUAUCUAUGUGGAGAAAAGUCCUGCGGAACUGCCAUGAUGAUGCAUCCCGAUUCACGUACCUCUUAGCGAAGCCUGGCUGUGACUACCUGGAACAGGAGGAUUUCAUCCCGCUGCUUCAGGAUGUGGUGGAAACGCAUCCUGGCCUGACAUUCUUGAAAGAUGCUCCGGAGUUCCAUUCCCGAUAUAUCACGACGGUUAUACAGAGAAUAUUCUACACGGUCAAUCGAUCCUGGUCUGGGAAGAUCACUCUAACAGAGCUGAGGAAAAGCAACUUCUUGCAAACUCUUGCUCUCUUGGAAGAAGAGGAUGACAUAAAUCAGAUCACAGAUUAUUUCUCCUACGAGCACUUCUAUGUUAUAUACUGUAAAUUCUGGGAGCUGGACACCGACCAUGAUCUUUACAUCAGCCAGAAGGAUCUGGCUCGGUACAGUGAUCAAGCUUUAUCAAACAGGAUUAUCGAGCGAAUAUUCAGCGGUGCUGUGGUGAGAGGCAAUGAAGUUCAAAAGCAAGGUCGCAUGAGUUAUGCCGAUUUUGUGUGGCUCCUGAUUUCGGAGGAAGACAAAAGGAGCGCUACAAGCAUCGAGUACUGGUUUCGGUGCAUGGACCUGGACGGGGAUGGAGUGCUCUCCAUGUACGAACUGGAGUACUUUUACGAGGAGCAGUGCGAGCGGAUGGAAGUGAUGGGCAUAGAACCGCUGCCAUUUCAUGACUUGCUGUGCCAGAUGCUUGAUCUCGUUAAGCCAGAGAGGGAAGGAAGAGUAACCCUACGAGACCUGAAGAGGUGCAGAAUGGCUCAUGUAUUCUUCAACACCUUCUUUAAUUUAGAGAAAUAUCUGGACAAUGAACAGAGGGAUCCCUUUGCAGUGCAAAAGGACAUUGAAAAUGACGGCCCUGAGCCCUCGGACUGGGACAGAUACGCUGCUGAGGAGUACGAGAUCCUUGUGGCUGAGGAGUCUGGAAAUGAGCAGUUACAAGAAGGGAGCCUUUGAAGCGUAUCGGCUGCCUCCUGAUGCCCAGGUGGGAAGUACUGCUGCCCUGCUGAGGUUUGUAACUCUCCUCAGGACCCAAAGCUGAAAGAGAGGAAGUUCUCAGUUAUACUGGGCUUGGAGAUCCAUUCUCUUUUUCUUGAACAAAGCUGCUCUUUUAUCCGGAUCCAUACACACACACCAAGAUCCUGGAUUUGGUAUUUGGGAAACUUCUGGAUGCCCAGGUUCUUAGCGACAUCACUGUGACCUGGUUUCAGCUGGGAUAGAGUUAAUUUUCUUUCCAGUAGCAGCUGUAGUGCUGUGUUUUGAUCCCACUGCAAGGUACCAGCCAUUCCAUAAGAAAAGACGUAAGCAGGGAGCGCUAACCAAAGCAGGAUAAGCCUUUUUGAAUGGCAUGGGCACACGGGAGCGGCUCUGUUCAACACCGGGGUGUUCAAAACGCUGCUCCAUCAUCACUGAAACCCUGAGAGGAAAGGCUUUAAUGGGGAUGAUUCUACAAAGGCCUCGAUGCAGAAGAAACUAGAUUGCAGAAAUGAACACAGGAUGGACGUUGCACAACCACUGAUUGUAACCAGCUCUGUCUGCUUUUUCCCUGAAGGAAGCCAGGUGAAGCAGUUCACCUCUUUUCCAUGCUGUCUAGGUUCAGAGCGGUCUUAGCUUGAUAAAAUUUUGCAUCUCUCCAAAGAUUCCUCAAAGGAACAAGAAGAACCUGAUCCCAUUCUAGGCUGAAACCGAACCUCCGUGUUCUUCGGCGCUGCUUGCUUUUAACUCUGCAAGCAGUAGUACCGGAAUGUCCAGUUUGCCGGUUUUGUAAAGCCUCAUUCUGGAAUAACUUAGUGAUUGUCUCUUGAAGGUUUUAACCUGGGAUGGCCCUAGUGUCUCCAAAAACCAAGCUUUUCUAGUGCUGUACAGAAUAAGACAAUAAUUCAGGUUGGAAGGGCCCUGUGUAGGUCUCUAUUCCAGCUCUUCACCCAAAGGCAGGCCGGCUUCAGAGUCAGAGCAAGUUUCUCAGGAUCUCAUCCAGCUGAGUAUUGGAAAACCCCCCCAGAUGGUGAUUCUGCAGCCUCUGUCUAUUACAUCUCCUCCUCCUCAUUCCUCUGGGAGUCAAGAGCAACAUCCUUUUCCAGGAAGGAUGUAUAUUCCCAGGAACACAGCGUUGCUUUUUCCCACCAGGAUGGAGUCAGAUGAAGGACUAAUUCAGGCUUCCAUCCCACACCACUCUGCCUGAGCUGGUGCCAGUGUGCCCAGCCUGCUAAAAAUCACCUUUCCAAGGUUUGGUUCUGAUGAACUGAGACAGACGCUGGUAGCUGCUCUGCUGAGUCCUUUGGCCCCCAAAGCCAUGGCUCUCUCUUUUCCAACCAGAGGUUCACUGCUGCUGUGACAAAGCGAGUGAUUCCAAACCAAAUUUGUGCUUUCUAGUAGGUCAACACAACAAGCCAAUUGCUGAGGAAAGAAAGAAACAAACAAGAAAACUUACAGCAAAUGUUUGGAAUAUAAGGACAUGCUCCAGGAGCCACUGUUAGCAUAGUAUCAGUGCAAAACUUUCAGUAAUCGAUAUUAUUUACUGCAGGAGUAGAAAUCCAUUCUUUCUCACUAACGCAUUUGCAAAUAGCCAUAAUUCAGCAGGCACAGAUGAAGGUAUUUUGCACCCCAUUCAUGACUUAGCCCCAUCUGCAGCUUCUCUGGAUGGAAGAUUUGUAAAUCCGCAGUUUGUAAGCAAGGUAAAGUGGGGAACUUCUCUCCAGCUCUUUGGCUUUUCCUUCCAGGACACUCAGACCACAAGAAGACAAGGCUGGUUGUGAACAGGGACGCAGAACGUGCUGAGCGGCAGCACAGCUGGUGUUGGGGCUCAAGCGAGCUCCCGAGAAUGAGGCCGAAACCACGCACGAGUCCCCUUGGCUCUGACACGGCCAGCGCCGCUUUAGCUGUUACAGACCUUUGAGGACAGAUCACGCAUUUUCCAUUGUAAACCAGAAGUAUUUUAUAAGCUGGAUUCCUUUUCCUUAGGAGUAGUCGGAAAAGUGAGUAAAAUUCAGUUUUGCAUGAUUAAAAAAACCCCAUAUUUAUUUAUUCUCUCUAGUCUGCUUUUGUCUAGCAAACUGAAGUCCCAUGUCCUUACAAAAGCCUUGCUUUUUAUUUCUAUGUUCACAAAUAUUCUCGCUCUGCAGUACUAAGAUUGGAGGACACGCCUCGGUACAACCACUGCUGAAAUGGUACGAGCUGGAUUUUUUUCCUCCGUAACAAUUGCUCCGAGUUGAUGUCAGCAAAAGCCAGGCCCUGCCACAGCUUCAGCCCGUCUGCCACCGCGCGGCACUGUUGCAAAACCGGCACGGACAGCAAAACCCCAAAUUCCCGGCAGCCUCGGCUUUACAGAAACCAUUGCGGAAAACCUUCCCGCUCCCCAAACGGGGGUUUCGGACAGCGGACUCGAGCUGCUCUGCCCAAGGUACCCUGCUUAGUUUCUGAAACAAAUAUGCCUGAAAGGCCAAACAAAGAGAUCACUGAGGUGUCGCAUUAAGGAUACGCGUUUUUAGAGUACGGCGCUUCUAAAUCACAGUAUCUGAGGUCUAUGCAAUCAAAACUGAACCUCAGUAAAGAGCAUGAGCUACUCUAAGAAAAACACGUACGCAGCGCUUACCCUUUUGUUCUCAUCUUAUCACUGGGUGAUGGGUUUAGAAAUUGAAUAUUUAACAAUAAAGGUUCUUAUAGUUUGUAAAAAAGUGGAGACAUUUUGCGCUGGCAUGGUUUUCUCUUUGUAUUUUUACUUCGUAUUUUCCUUUUUUUUUUUUUUUUUGGCAAAUAAAGGACUUCUGAAGUGAAGUCAAACCUG